CAAAUAAGGCAUAGAGCCGCAAAAAAAUUAUUUAGAAAAAAAUAGAAUAACAAAACUACGGACGGUAUACUUUUGGUUCUUUUUAUGUAAAUUUGGUUUAAAAAUUAUUUGAAUAUUUAAAAUUACUUGUGGUAGAAGUGAACAACUUAAAGAAGAGAAAACUUGUAAAACUUUUAACGUAUUUCACAUUUAUUUUUUACGUUUCUUGUUUAUCUGCUUAAUAAUUUUGAAAUAUGACCAACUUGGAAAAGCAAAAUGAAUUGGUUAAACAUAGUCUUGUGGAAUUUGUCAGUGCCCAUAUUCCGGGUGCUGAUUUUAGUGUCGUUGAUGAAAUUGUGUUAUCCUAUGUUAUAGCUAUAUUAGAAGAUGCUUCGCAGGAUCCAUGUUUUGAUGUUGAAGGAUUCGUUGAAAUGAUGAGUGCAUACUUUGAUGAAUUUUCUUCUAUUGAAACGGGUGUAAUUUGUGAAUGGAUUUAUCAGUUGGCAAAUGAAUUAGCUGAACUUGGAAAAAAUCAAGAAAAUCAUAAUGCUGGAACGUUAUCUUUAAAUGCACUCAGCCUAUCUGAUAUAAUACCGGAAUCUAAACUACGUGCACGUAAAACAUCAAGUUCUGAAAAGGAUGACUUUUCUUUAAAUGGUUCUUGCGUUGGUGGACACAAAAGGUCACAACAUCUGUCUGAAACAAGUGAUGGUGGUUCUACUGACAGUUCUUCUACAUGCGAAUAUUUUUUGGAUGAAGCUGAAGCAUUACAAGAAAUGUUUCCAGAUACUGCUUAUGUUGAGGUAAAGCAUUGCAUUGCAAUUGCUAAGGGUGAUUUAGACAGUGCAACUCAAAUAUUGUUGCACCGUCAGGAAACUGGUCAAAGUCUCACCGAUAAAACUAACAACAUAAACACUCGUAAAAAUGUUGUAGUUGAUGAUACUGAACUUAAGAAUCGCAUAAUCGCCAGAUACUCUUACGUAGACAAAAAUGCCACUAAUCGUGAAUACAAACCAAUGGUACCAAAAGUUGAACCAAAAAAACUUGUACGUUAUCGAGACAAUAAGAUCGUUUCAUUGAAAGGUGAACGCUACACUGAGGUAAAGCGCGACGAAGAAGCUGAGCUAAAAAAACCCAAAAAAGCUAUUCAGCCGUAACUAAAGAUGAUGAAAAUGCAUUACAAGUAUUUCAUUAAAAAGCAGAAGAAUCAGAUUCAGAUACAUAAAGAUGAAACAGAACAAAUUUAUCAACCAUAUAUAUUACUAUUAAAUAAUCACAUAAAUUUCUGUCACUUUAUCAAUAUAACCAUAUAUCCUAUUAAUCCAAUUGAACAUUACUAUAAAUGUUCAUAUAAUCUUAAGCACAUUAGCAGCUGCUAUUAUCUAAACACAAAUAAUAUUGAUAAUCUCAACAUGCGAUAUGCGCAAAAAUGCAAAAGUAUCUUGUACAUUAAAACAGAAUGUAUACAGAGAUCUAAUACACCUCACAGAACACAAAUUGUUCCACCUAACUAUACUACACCAAAAAUGUCGCCAUCAUGCAUUGACUAUAAUAUGUACAAUGCGAGUCAUAAUAUAUUAGUGAUUUUUCAAUUUGCUAGGAUAAUUGAAUAUUUUUUGUUAAAUU
This is a messenger RNA of Teleopsis dalmanni, 1605 nucleotides long. RefSeq names its product CUE domain-containing protein 2-like. Lineage: Eukaryota; Metazoa; Arthropoda; Insecta; Diptera; Diopsidae. The coding region runs from base 234 to 1136 and encodes 300 amino acids. The record is from RefSeq and is a predicted model, not a curated record. The transcript is spliced from 5 exons. Gene Ontology annotation, molecular function: ubiquitin binding.